AUGGUCAACAAUGCAAAAGCGUUUCCUGUCACAGCAAACCUUACUGUCCGCACAGCUCCUUCUUUGAGUGCUAAAAAAGUUCGUACUGUUCCUAUCGGUUCACAUGUUGAUAUAGUUUGCCAAACCACUGGUGACACUGUUCAGGGCAUCAACAUCUGGGAUAAGUUGAUUGAUGGAAACUUUGUCUCCGAUGUUUUCGUCAAAACUGGCACUUCUGGUUUUUCUCCGGACCUUCCACGUUGUAAAAACACUUCAUCUUCCAAUAUUGAAAAUUUUUACAAUGAUCCUGUGGGUAUCAAAACCAUUGGUUAUGGUCAUGCUUGCCAUGUCAACAAUGUUGAUGACAUCAAACCACCCAUAACUAUUGCCCAAGGCGAAGCUUUACUUAGGAAAGAUUUAGUUACGUUCGAAAAGGGUAUUAGCUCACUCACCAAUGUCAGUCUCACUUCCAAUCAGUUCUCCGCUUUGGUUUCAUUUGCCUUCAAUCUUGGCUGUAAUACCUAUAAAAAAUCUACAUUACGCAAGAAAAUUAAUGAAAGUGACAUUGAGGGCGCUUCCCUUGAGUUUGGAAAGUAUAUUUAUGGUGGUGGAAAGAUAUUACCCGGUCUGGUGAGACGCCGUGAAGCUGAGAGAGCAUUGUUCUGUAAGGAUAAUUAA
Messenger RNA from Entrophospora sp. SA101, 657 nucleotides. The record is from the annotation of a GenBank genome assembly. NCBI's taxonomy places the organism in Eukaryota, Fungi, Glomeromycota, Glomeromycetes, Entrophosporales, Entrophosporaceae.